Messenger RNA from Argentina anserina (silverweed cinquefoil), 968 nucleotides. RefSeq names its product ras-related protein RABB1c. Gene Ontology annotation, molecular function: GTP binding; GTPase activity. The transcript is spliced from 6 exons. Gene Ontology annotation, biological process: vesicle-mediated transport. The record is from RefSeq and is a predicted model, not a curated record. Lineage: Eukaryota; Viridiplantae; Streptophyta; Magnoliopsida; Rosales; Rosaceae. The coding region runs from base 113 to 748 and encodes 211 amino acids. Gene Ontology annotation, cellular component: Golgi apparatus.
UUCGUUGUUGGAAACUGUUUUGCUUUAGCCUUGACCUUGCUUGCUAUUACACACAGAGACAGAGUGCUUCAAUUUGCGCUUGUUUUUGGAUCUUCGGACGACUUGAGUAAGGAUGUCUUACGCGUAUCUGUUCAAGUACAUCAUCAUCGGAGAUACUGGAGUAGGCAAAUCGUGCCUUCUUCUUCAGUUCACCGACAAACGCUUCCAGCCAGUGCACGAUUUGACUAUCGGUGUUGAGUUUGGAGCUAGGAUGAUCACCAUCGACAACAAACCAAUCAAACUCCAAAUUUGGGACACGGCAGGUCAAGAGUCAUUUAGAUCCAUCACACGAUCCUACUAUAGAGGAGCUGCUGGCGCUUUGCUUGUCUAUGACAUCACCAGGAGGGAAACUUUUAAUCACUUGGCUAGCUGGCUAGAGGAUGCGAGACAGCAUGCAAAUGCAAAUAUGACCAUAAUGUUAAUUGGGAAUAAGUGUGAUCUUGCUCAUAGACGUGCUGUGAGCACAGAGGAAGGAGAGCAAUUUGCAAAGGAACAUGGAUUGAUCUUCAUGGAGGCCUCAGCUAAAACUGCUCAGAAUGUUGAGGAGGCAUUCAUAAAAACUGCUGCCACCAUAUAUAAGAAGAUUCAAGAUGGUGUUUUUGAUGUAUCAAAUGAGUCUUAUGGCAUAAAAGUCGGAUAUGGAGGGAUUCCAGGACCAUCAGGAGGCAGAGAUGGGUCUUCCUCUCAAGCUGGAGGCUGUUGCAGUUGAAGUUUGAUCCCAUUUGCCAUGUUUAUCUGGGUGUCUUUUACAUUCUUUGUUUGUUUUAUUGGUUAAAUCUGAAGAUUUACGACCAUCUUUAUUUACAUAAAUUGACAUACCUGUAUAAUUUCCUUUAUGUCUCGUCUUUAAUUGUAAAUUUGACAGUUUGAAGUGGUAUUAUUGAAGUAAAACUGCAUAUUGUGAAUACACAAGAAGUUAUCUUUGUUUU